AUGUUGCCCAGAAACACCACGCCUGCGGACACGAUGACGCCGACCAGGCCUAAGUUGGCCUCGAGGUCUUCGUCUCGAGCGAGCUCACAGUAUGUCGAUACCGAAGAGCAUUUCCAGCAAUCAGGCCGUGCCCCAGUAAAUAUCGCUGCUCAGGCUUCGGCACAAUCGCUUCGCGAGGCCUCACGACCAUCCUCACGUGGACCCAGCCGGUCUUCCAGCCAGCCGAACCUGCUGCGCAAGAAGAAUAAGAAUGCACAACCAAUCAGCGAGGAAGGUGACAGUGAGGUUUCUGGCGAGGGAUUAAUGAUGCCAGCGCGGCGGCUUCACGAAGUACGCACGGCUUCACCUUUACACCAACAUCCUUCAAACAGCUCGGACGACCCGUCGGACGUACGGAAGCACAGCGCUGAAGGUCCACCGAGUACGUCCAGUUCUCACGACUCCGCCGGUAGGAGUCAUGCAGCGACUGCGGCAGGUGCUGCUCUGGCAGCGCAACUUGGCACACAGACGCCAAUCAAACGACAUUCGUUACUGCGAGAUGAGAUGUCACCUAACGACUCGACUCUGAGCCUAACGAGACAAACAACCCCGAGGACCGUACGGGACCUGGGGUCGGACUAUACACGAUACUUCAAUCCUUUUGCUUCACGAAAUAAUUCGCAGCAAGAUCUGUCUAAUACUCUACCAAGAUACAACUCCUCCACUCAUCUGAUGACGGGCGCUGGCGCUCUAUCAUCUACCGAUCUCUCGAAACGACUAUCAAACCCUUUCCAGGACUCAAAGAGGAUGUCGAACCCAUUCGCGAGUCGACCACAUACUGCUCCCGGCACACCAAUGAUACAAAUUACGCCUGCACCAAAGCAAAUAGGCGAGGUCAGUGAGAAAGAGGCGGGUGCUGCUGCCGUGGGCAUGCCGAUCAUGACACCGACACAAACACCAGUCAGAACUGGUACGCCAGUGUUCAUACGAGAGGCGGACCCAGAAAAGGCUGGCUUCUUCCCGUACAUGGACGAUCGACUCGGUGCUCCCGAAUAUGCCUUCCCGCUAUACUCGGACGAGAAAGAGGAUGAUGACGACCUACACAUGCCUCAAUGGGAUGACGAUAAGAGAUUGAAACCACAUUGGAAGGACCACUUCACCCGGGAGAAUAUACUGAGUACAUUCGGCUUAGCAUUCAUGAUACUAGGUCUGCUACUCAUCUUCGUGAUUCUACCUGUCGUAUCCUACACCACCAAAGGAUUACUGGAUUAUAAUUACGAAACGCCACUCAGUCAAAUGCCGAAGACUGGCCAGGCCGAACCUUGGGCGAUCGUAAAUGAUCGAGAUUAUCCUCUCAUGUCCAAUGUGAGAACUGGUUUGAUCGAUCCGGAUACUCCUUCUGCUGCCAAGACUAGGGUGGGCGUCAAUGGCGACACGUACAAACUGGUGUUUAGCGAUGAGUUUAACGAGAAGAAUCGAAGUUUCUGGCCCGGUGACGACCCGUAUUGGUUUGGUGGCAACUUCUGGUAUGGUGCUACUCAGGAUCUGGAGUGGUAUGAUCCGGAUGCCAUCAACACCGGCGACGGCACUCUGCAAAUUCAGCUGGACGAGUUUCAGAACCAUGGCUUGAAUUACCGCUCCGGCAUGCUAAAUUCCUGGAACCAGCUAUGUUUCAAAGGCGGUAUCUAUGAAGUGUCAAUGUCUCUACCAGGGCCUGCAGGUGUACACGGGUUAUGGCCGGGAGCAUGGUCGAUGGGGAACCUCGGACGACCUGGACAUCUUGCGACUACCGAUGGCAUGUGGCCAUACACCUACAACGAGUGUGAUGUCGGCAUCACUCCUAAUCAGUCCAUGACCGACGGGACGAGCUUCUUGCCUGGACAGCGUUUGCCAUCAUGUUCGUGCACUGGCGAAGAUCACCCAACGCCAGGUACUGGUCGGGGUGCACCCGAGAUCGAUAUCGCUGAGAUCAGUGGCGACUGGAGCGGCAAAGGUUGGGCGGUGGCAACGCAAUCUUAUCAAGUCGCACCAUUCGAUAUCUGGUACUAUCCCAACUACGAAUUCAUGGAACUGCCGAACUACAACGUCAGCUAUGUCAACACUUACACUGGUGGUCCGUUCCAGGAAGCCGUCUCCACGACGACGGUACUCAACAACGCCUGGUAUGAUGGUGUGGAGUACCAGAAGUAUGCCUACGAGUAUGUCCCAGGCUCGGGCAAGAACUCUUAUGUUGCGUGGACUGUGGGCGACAAUGACGAGAUGAUGAAGUUCGACGCGCGAGCCACUGGUCCCAACGGCAAUAUUGGCCAGCGUCCGGUCUCCGAGGAGCCGAUGUCGAUGGUCAUUAACCUGGGCUUCUCCAAUAGUUGGGUCAAUAUUGACUGGCCGAAUUUGAAAUUCCCGACUGUUAUGAGGGUCGAUUAUGUACGGUGGUACCAGAAGGAGGGUGAGGAGAUGGUGACUUGCGAUCCACCUGGGUACGAGACCACGCAGUACAUCCGGGACCAUCCGGAACCGUAUAACAAUCCAAACUUGACUCAUUGGGCUGAUGCUGGAUACUCGAGGCCCAAGAAUAGCUUGAUGGAUGGGUGCAAAGCUGCUAGUUCGUCUUCGUCCAACGAUAAGAAGUGA
This is a messenger RNA of Recurvomyces mirabilis, 2610 nucleotides long. Its product is annotated as beta-glucan synthesis-associated protein. NCBI's taxonomy places the organism in Eukaryota, Fungi, Ascomycota, Dothideomycetes, Mycosphaerellales, Teratosphaeriaceae. The record is from RefSeq and is a predicted model, not a curated record. Gene Ontology annotation, molecular function: glucosidase activity. The transcript has 2 exons. Gene Ontology annotation, biological process: (1->6)-beta-D-glucan biosynthetic process; fungal-type cell wall organization. The coding region runs from base 1 to 2610 and encodes 869 amino acids. Gene Ontology annotation, cellular component: plasma membrane; endoplasmic reticulum membrane.